This is a messenger RNA of Gloeophyllum trabeum ATCC 11539, 339 nucleotides long. RefSeq names its product hydrophobin. Lineage: Eukaryota; Fungi; Basidiomycota; Agaricomycetes; Gloeophyllales; Gloeophyllaceae. The record is from RefSeq and is a predicted model, not a curated record. Gene Ontology annotation, cellular component: fungal-type cell wall. Gene Ontology annotation, molecular function: structural constituent of cell wall. The transcript is spliced from 3 exons. The coding region runs from base 1 to 339 and encodes 112 amino acids.
AUGUUCUCCAAGCUCUCGCUAUUCGCAGUGUCCGCCCUCAGCAUCCUUGCUGCCGCCACGCCUACCCCCACUGGCACUGAGCCUGCCGGGCAAUGCACCACCGGCCCCAUCCAGUGCUGCAACACCGUCACGCAGGCGAACGACCCCGCUGCCGCCACCAUCCUCGGCUCCCUCGGAGUUGUCCUGCAGGACGUGACGGCCCUCGUCGGUCUGACCUGCUCCCCCAUCAACGUCGUCGGCAUCGGGAGCGGUAGCACCUGCGAUGCGCAUCCCGUUUGUUGCGAGAAUAACUCUUAUGGCUCUCUCAUUUCCAUUGGCUGCGUUGUCGUCGAGCUGUAA